This is a messenger RNA of Gossypium raimondii (Peruvian cotton), 2495 nucleotides long. RefSeq names its product phytyl ester synthase 1, chloroplastic. The record is from RefSeq and is a predicted model, not a curated record. The transcript has 13 exons. Lineage: Eukaryota; Viridiplantae; Streptophyta; Magnoliopsida; Malvales; Malvaceae. Gene Ontology annotation, cellular component: membrane. Bases 188 to 2302 code for a protein of 704 amino acids.
UUCUUCUGCUUGAAAAAGGGUUCCAACAAGUUCUUUUGGCAAGUUGUUCCCAUUGAGUUUGAAGUUGCUCGAUUUUGUGGACAACCUGGCACUUUUGGUGUUUGAAGAAAGGCUGCAAUAAGUUUCUCAAGUGUAGAUAUUUGUGUUUAAAGGUUAUAAAGUAUAUUGCAGUUUUAGUAGGAGAGUGAUGGCAUGUGUUGUUACUUGCCCGGUAUGGCAUUGUUUUGGGAUAAAUAAGAAGCCUCGUUUUAGAGUGAGAGCUGAGAGAUUAGAUGGUAACGAUUUGUCAGUAGUGUCAACUGAUGGGGUCUCCGUCAAGGAAACAACAGUUCCUGUAGUAGUGGGAAGAGGGUAUUUGGUUGAUGGUGGGAAUGGGAGUUUAAAGUCUAGAAUUGAGAAAAAAAUGGGUGGUGAAGAGUUGGAACUAUUGUGGGAUGAUGGUUAUGGAACUAAUACUGUGAAAGAUUAUGUGGAUGCUACAAAGGACAUGAUCAAACCUGAUGGUGGACCACCAAGGUGGUUUUGCCCUGUUGAAUGUGGCCGUCCUAUUAAAGAUUCUCCUCUUCUUCUGUUUUUACCUGGGCUUGAUGGUGUUGGGAUGGGCCUCAUUUUGCACCAUAAACCUCUUGGAAAGGUUUUUGAGGUUCAAUGCCUUCAUAUUCCAGUCCAUGAUCGAACACCAUUUGAAGGACUGGUGACACUAGUUGAAGAAACUGUUAGACUUGAGCAUGCUUCACGUCUGAAUUGUCCAAUCUAUUUAGUGGGAGAUUCCCUUGGAGGAUGCUUAGCCCUUGCUGUUGCUGCUCGUAAUCCCAGUAUUGACUUGGUGAUGAUAUUAGUAAAUCCAGCUACAUCACUAGGCAGGUCUCGACUGCAACCAUUUCUCCCUAUACUGGAAGCUUUCCCUGAUGGACUACACGUUAGAACUAUCCCCUUUCUUUUGAGCCUUGUGAUUGGUGAACCAUUGAAAAUGGCAGAAGUAGGUGUUGAAGGUAGGCUUCUUCCCAAACAGAAAUUUGAGCGAAUUUCUAGCAACCUCACUGCUUUGCUUCCGUUUUAUUCUGGUUUGGCUGAUAUUUUACCAACGGAGACUCUCAUUUGGAAGUUGAAGUUGAUUAAAUCAGCUUCUGCUUAUACUAAUUCACGUCUCCAUGCUGUUAAAGCUGAAGUACUAGUGCUUGCGAGUGACAAGGAUCAUCUAUUUCCUAGUGGAGAAGAAGCACUUCGUCUUAAGAAAUUAUUACCAAAUUGCAUGAUUCGUAUCUUCAAGGACAAUGGCCAUACCCUUUUAAUGGAAGACAGCAUGAAUUUAUUGACUGUCAUUAAAGGUACCUGCAAAUACCGGCGCUCCAAAAGUCAUGAUUUUACCAAAGAUUUUCUGCCUCCCAGCAUGUCUGAAUACAGAUAUACAUUCAAUAAUGUAUUUGGUUUCUUAAAUUUUGCUUCAUGUUCUUCAUUGUUUUCGACCAUGGAAAACGGGAAGAUAGUCAAAGGACUUGCGGGGGUUCCAGAUGAGGGUCCAGUGUUAUUAGUAGGUAACCAUAUGUUAAUGGGGAUGGACCUUAGCUCUCUGUGUGAAGCAUUCUUAAGAGAAAAGAAGAUCCUGGUCCGUGGAGUGGCCCACCCAGAGUUGUUUUGGGGAAAUUUUCACACAUCAUCCAAUGUUUUUAAUUUUUUUGAUUUAAUGAAAGUGAUGGGAGCAAUGCCUGUCUCACCAAAAUCACUUUUGAAAGCUUUAUCUACAAAUUCCCAUGUUCUUCUUUAUCCUGGUGGUGCUCGUGAGGCCCUCCAUCGUAAGGGCGAAGCAUACAAAUUAUUUUGGCCUAAUCAACCAGAAUUUGUGAGAUUCGCAGCACAAUUUGGGGCCACCAUUGUACCAUUCGGGGCUGUAGGAGAAGAUGAUAUGGCAAAAGUUGUCUUUGAUUACUAUGACUAUAUGAAAAUCCCUAUGCUUAAUGAUAGAAUCAAAGAAGUCAUUCGGAGUGGUGGUGUACAAAUAAGGGAUAAAGCAAAGGGAGAGGUGGCUAGCCAAGAGAUAUUCAUACCGGGAAUGAUACCGAAAAUUCCGGGUCGAUUUUACUAUCUGUUCGGGAAACCGAUAAAGCUGAAAGGAAGGGAAGAUUUGGUGGAGAAUAGAGAAUCUGCAAAUGAAGUAUAUUUGCAGGCAAAAGCUGAAGUUGAACGCUGUAUUGGUUACUUGUUAAAGAAGCGAGAAGAAGACCCUUUUAGAAGUAUCAUUAAUAGACUAAUCUAUAGAACUUUCCAUGCUCCUUUACACCAAGUUCCUUCUUUCAAGCCUUGAUAACCAAAAUAAAAAAUGGCACUGGAAUAUAUCCAUCUUUGAUUCUAUAAUUGUUAGAAGAAUAUAUCGUGGUUACGGUUUUUCGGUUUUUUCGAUCUCUUUUCUUCUUAUUGGUUCAUGAGUUGUUUUAGUACAUCUUAUGUUACUUGGCGGUUUUCUUUUUAUAUAUUUAUAUCGAAUACAAUUCGAAUAU